AUUUGGUAUAAAUAGUGGAAUCCAUUCCUGUAAACAACAAGAGUUCCAAGGACAGACUGGAAACUUAAGGAUACACAGAUUGUCCAGGACCAUAGUCUGACCCCUUUGACUUCUGGAGCUCCAGCCUGCUGGUCUAGCUUCAGAAAAUGGACCUCAGAGUAACAAGCAUUCUUCUUCUCCUUGUGGUAUUGGCUAAGGCAACCCCUGAGAGAUAUUAUCAUGUGAAGAAACAGCCCUAUCCUACAAAAUCUCAUGCUGUUGCUGGUACCCCUGGUUCCCCAGGUGAACCUGGGGCCCCUGGCCCACCUGGCUCACCUGGCCCACCAGGCAUUCCUGGAAAAAAUGGUGUUGGACACACCGGACCUAUGGGCCCACCUGGACCACCAGGUCCAGCAGGCUACUCCUCACCUGGUAAACCUGGCAGCCCAGGUUCACCUGGAAAACCAGGUGCACCUGGAAUUCCAGGUGAGAAGGGACAUCCUGGGCCUGCAGGACCCCAAGGUGCACGAGGAGCACCAGGAUCACCUGGAAUCCCAGGACCAGCUGGCAUUUCUUCUCCUGGAAAACCUGGAGCACACGGUCCUCCAGGGUCAAUGGGCCCACGUGGAGAACCUGGCCUAAAGGGGCAACCCGGAAUUCCUGGGCUGCCAGGUCAGAAAGGAGAACCUGGCCAUGGUAUUCCAGGAGGACCUGGAAGCCCAGGUCCAAUGGGCCCUCAGGGGCCUUCCGGUCAGCCUGGUCAGCCUGGAAUUGGAAAGUCUGGACCAGUUGGAUUUCCUGGAGAGCCUGGAAAGCCAGGAAUGCCAGGUAGGGAUGGGUCACCAGGUCCUAUGGGGAUUCCAGGCCCAAAGGGUCACACAGGGGCACCUGGAAUAGGAGCACCAGGAAAACCAGGAGCAAAUGGCGCUGUAGGUAUGCCUGGACCAAUGGGACAAAAAGGUCCUCAAGGACCAGCAGGUCAACCAGGAGCUCCUGGUCUUCCAGGUACUGGCAAACCUGGAUCAAAUGGACUUCCAGGAGACAGAGGAGUACCAGGAACCCCAGGUACCACAGGCCAAAAGGGAGAGCCAGGGCCAACAGGUCAUGCAGGUCAGCCAGGUCCUGUUGGGCCAAUAGGUUCACCUGGCCCUCAGGGUUCUAGGGGAUUCCAAGGAGAACCAGGUGCACAGGGAGCUAAAGGUGAUAUUGGUAUGGUUGGGGCACCAGGGCCGAGAGGUGCUAAAGGUGAGCAAGGUGCACAAGGCUUCACAGGAAAACCCGGUAUUCCAGGUGCAGCAGGUCCCCCAGGCCCAAUGGGUCAUAUGGGACAUCAGGGUUCCAAGGGAGAACCAGGAUUUACUGGUGCUCCAGGUAUCCCAGGUAGCAAGGGACCACCAGGAGAUAAGGGACAUCCAGGUCUUCAAGGGCAACCAGGUGGCAGGGGUGAAAAUGGUAUCCCUGGAGCAAGAGGACCAGUCGGCCCAGUUGGACCAGCUGGUCCACCUGGGCUGAAGGGCCAUCCAGGACUCCCCGGGCCCCCUGGUCCAGCAGGGUUCACGGCUAAAGGGAUUGCUGGACCACAAGGUCCUCCUGGGAAUCCCGGUUCCAGAGGUCAUGAUGGUCUCCCAGGUCUACCAGGACCUCCUGGGCCCCCCGGCCCCCCAGGCGAGUUUGUUUACCACCACGAGAAAAGCAUGCCAAUUAAAUCCCAUGAGAUGGUAAUGCCUGUUAGUCACGAGAUGAUGAAGGCACCUAUGUCAGCAUUUACAGCUCUUCUUACCACAGCUUAUCCUAAUGCUGGAACACCAAUUGUAUUUAACCAGAUUGUGUACAAUGGAGAGAACCACUAUGAUCCUAACACUGGUGUGUUCACCUGUCAGUUUCCAGGACUUUACUACUUUUCUUUCCAUAUGCAUGUCAAUGGAGCAAAUGCUUUGGUAGCACUUUAUAAAAAUAGAGAGCCAGUCUUGUUCUCUUAUGAUGAGUACAACAAAGGUUUCCUUGAUCAGAUGUCUGGCAGUACUGUGCUUAUGCUGCAUACCGAUGACACGGUGUACAUCCAGGCUCCAGAUGACCAGUCCAAUGGCAUUUAUGCUGAUGAAAAUGUUCACUGUUCUUUCUCUGGGUUCUUGAUUGCCUCAACGUGAUAAACACGCUCAAGAAAACCUCAAAUUUUCUAAUUAAACAAUUGUCCUAAAUUUUCCCAUUGCCAUAAGUGAAAGUCAAAGAAAAUAUAAAAGGAUGACUGAUUUAGAAAUAUAUUUUCUGUAGCUUGAAUUAACUUCUUGUACAUCUACUUAAGCCCUAUUUGUAUGGAAAUAUUUUUGAAAUCUCAAUUGUUAUUGAAAUAACGACAUUAAAAAUGAUUCAAGAAAUUAGACAAAGGACCUAUUGCAUCUGCCUAAUAAACUGAACUGGUGCUGAUGUACUGAAACGGUGUUCUGUGUUUGCCUUUUUUGGUGCUCAUGUUUCAGCAUAAGGUUCCUGUGUUUUUGUGUUUGGAAGACCUGGUCUCUUAGCACAAAAUGGCCUCUUUAAGACACAUUCAGCGAGCCAGGCUAUUUAAAAAUGUAUGUAUAAAUGGAUUAAAAAGUGAAUCAUAUUUUUUUUCAUUUAACUCUUUAAUAUCUCACAAGGUGUUUAAUUGUAUGUGCAUUAUAAUACCCAAAACAAAUAAAGUUUCCGUGCCAGUGUU
Myxocyprinus asiaticus (Chinese sucker) is the source of this 2674-nucleotide messenger RNA. Its product is annotated as collagen alpha-1(X) chain-like. Gene Ontology annotation, molecular function: protein binding. The record is from RefSeq and is a predicted model, not a curated record. Lineage: Eukaryota; Metazoa; Chordata; Actinopteri; Cypriniformes; Catostomidae. The transcript has 3 exons. Bases 147 to 2126 code for a protein of 659 amino acids.